AUGAGCUUUGCAAAUUAAUUUGUAGAUACAAAAGCAUGUCAUACUAAAUAAAAGCAGUUUUUAGAAAUAUAUGAUACAGAUGAAGGGAAAAACUUUAGAACAAUGAAUCUACGAGACGACACUUUAUUUUCUAUAGAUAACGACCCUUCAUUUAUAAAUUAUACCAAUAAUAACUUAAACAUUAAAAAUAAUACCGAAGAAGAUAACAAAUAUACAAAGGACAGCAUGAUAAAUGACAGUAAAUAAAUCACAGAUUAAGAAAGAAGAAGCGUUAUAAGUAGAUCUAGCAUUGGUAAUCAUCAGGUUAUCAGUAAUCGCGCUUCUUUUCAGAUGAGAUACAUAAAAAAGAAUAUUGAUUUAUCAGAUAAUGCUUAAGGUAAGUUAAGAAUGAAUAAAAGCUUAAAAUAUAGCAACACUAAAGGUUAAGAAGCAGACUUCUAUGAUGAAGAAUUAUAUGAUCAAACUUAAACUGUAGUAACCAAUAACAAAAAUGACAAUAACAAUACUUAAAAUUAGAAAUUAAGCUUCUUGAUUCCCUAAGUUUAAAAAAAAUAAGCUAAAUAACUAUCAGAUCUGAAUGUUGCAAUAGUCUUAAUGAUUAAGAAAAGGCUGAUUGGCUUUUACAACAACUUCACUCUUAGUGGCAGGAGAUAAUUUUUAAAAUUAGAAAGCGUUCACAGAACAUUAAAUGAUAAAAGCGAUGGCUACUUAGAGUAAAAAUCUAGAAAUAUUUUUAAAAGACUUGCAAUUUAACUAGCUCAUGAAUGCAAUAAAAUAUUUUCAAAUUUUUUUGCCAAGGUACCAGUGAUGAAUCAACAAAGUAAAUUAGGACUGGUCUUUCUUUUACUUUUCAUAUUUUUCAACACAUUCUUUUAUCUACUUUUCUCUAUCAUGUUAGUUUUUGAAGAUGUGUUGACGGGUCAGCAGUUUUAUAUUUUUAAGACUACUUUGAUCUUUUGGAGCUUAGAAAUCUUUAGAAAGUUGAAUACAACAAUUCAUUAAGAAUCUGUCAUAGUUACUUCAAGGAAAGAAAUACUACUAUUUUACAUUAAAAAAAUAGCUUUCUUUGAUGUUCUACCAAUGUUUUGUCUAUUCACUUUACUUUUGCAGCAAUAAGACAGUAACGAAUCGCAUUACUCUGCUACUUCAAUUAACUAUAUUCUAAAGUUUGCUUGCUUUAUUAAGUUGAAAAGUCUCUAAGUUGAUUUUGAUGAGCUUGAAAAAUGCCUAUGCAUGAUGAUGAAAAGGUAUUAUAUCAUGAAACUAGUUAAUUUGAUAUUCAAAUUAUUUAUUAUCGCCCACUUUAUUGCUUGUCUUUGGUACAUAGUAGCACAGAUAGAUUCUAAGUUUAUUGGGGAGAGUUCUAGUUGGUUUGCUGAUACUUUUGGUUCAGAUAAUACUUGGUGGAAGGUGUAUCUCCUUUCUAUUUAUUGGGCUCUAACAUUAAUGACAACAGGUUCUAACACUGCAAUUACAGUAUUAUAGACUAUGUUUACAUGCUGUAUUAUGCCAUUUGUAGUUAUUAUCAUUGGAUACAUGCUUAACGCAACAGGGAACAUAUUAGAAGAUAUAAAUGCAAGUGAAGAAAAUAAAAAGAGUGAUCUAAAUAUCAUUAAUGAUUAUAUGAGGGAAAAAAAUAUUUCUAUGAGUUUACAGAGAAGAGUUAAUAUUUACUUAGAAUACUAUUACGAGAAGAACUACUAGAAGCUAAACGAAGAAACACAAGGUGUUUUAUCAAAGAUUUCUAGCGAGCUCACCACUCUCAUGAGAAAAGAAUAUUUUUAGUAGAUUCUAGCAAAAAUUGAUUUUCUUAAGAAUAAUUUUAGCUAGCAAACACUAGAAAAUCUUGCCACACAAUGUGAGGAGAUUUUCUACUUCCCUAAUCAAGUAAUAUUUUAAGAAAAUGACUUUUCUGACUCAGCCCUUCUCAUGAUAAUUGAAGGAUAAGUAGAAAUUUACACAUAAAACUAACAAGAUAAAAGCACUCACAAAACUAUUUGUUUCUUGAAAACUGGAAAUAUUUUAGGGCAAAUUAACUUCUUUACUGGUAUGACUCGUAGCGCUUCUGCUCGAUCAAAGGGUUUUACCAAAAUUGCUAAAAUAAGCAAUUAAAGCUUCUUAGAAGUUAUAAAAGAACAUCAAAAGGAUUUUCAAACUUUCUUUUCAAUGAAAGAUAAAAUCUUGCUAUAUGAAAAUUAUUAAUCUAUGAAUAUCAAAUGCACAGCUUGUGGCAGCUUUAAGCACCUGUAAGGAAGUUGCACUCUCGUCCAUUUCAAUAAAGAAGCAACAAAGGAUGUUAUUAAAAUAACAUAAAGCUUUAAGCAAGAAAGAAAGCCUGAAAAAAGAUCUUCAAAAAAGAAGUCGAAGUCUCUAAAAAUAAUCUCAAGAGUCUUCGAAAGGGGAGUGCAAUACCUUGAAAAAAUGAUAGAAGAAAAUGAAAUUUUUCUUAAUGAAAACGAGGACGAGUCUUUUACUGAUGAAAGUUCCUAGCAUUUAUUAUUUUUGGAAAGUGAGCCCAGCAUUAAUUAGCAAUCAUGCAUGAUUUAAACUUAGGGUUAAGAUAAUAAAAAUUUGUUAACCAAUAACGAAAUAUACGAUGAAGAUGAUAAAAAAGGUUAGAGAAAGCUUUCAGGGUUUGAUAGUAAUUCGAUGAAAAUAAAAUUUGAUGAAAUUGAAUAACUAAAUGUCUUCAACAAUAAUAAUGAAUCUCCUAUUAAAGAGUAUUAUAAAAAUAAAAUGAACACGCAUAUGUCUCAAUCAGGUAAAGAAGCUCAAAUGUAGUAUGAAAAUUAAAAGUCUGAAAAAAAAACCAGAUAGCAGCAAAAUUAGCAAGAUUAAAUCUAAUCAAAAAUAAGAUCUUAAUCUUCAAGUGUAACGAAACGAGAAAAUAGUAAAUAUAGAGGAAGUAUUGGAAAAGUUUAAAUAGAGUAAUUAAUACAAGAUGAAUCCAAUAAAAAAUCUUAAGGUAGCAUGACUCAGUUAGAUUAAAAAAAGAAAAAUAAAAAAGAAAAGUCCUAGCGAUUAAGUAAAGUUAUUAACAAAGAUUUUUCAAUUUCGAUAGAUGAGAGAAUAAAAUUUUAAUAACAUUUAACAAAUCACACUAUACAGUUCGAUGCCGUUUAAGUAAAUUUGAAUUAAUAAGAAAUGAUAUUGUGGUAUCUUGAUAAGCCUAAGGACUACGAGUUCUAUUUUCCUAAUGGCAACCCUAAAUUUAAAAUAGCUUAAUUCAAAAUGUUUUAAAAGAAAAAGGAGUUAGAAAAUAUCCCAAAACAGAAAUAAAAUAGGAAAAAUAUUGGAAAAAAAAGUGUUAUUUAAGCUAUGGGUAGAGGAAAAUAAAGCGUUAUUAAACCAUUUCAUUCUUAAUUUAUAAAUGUAUGA
Messenger RNA from Tetrahymena thermophila SB210, 3378 nucleotides. Its product is annotated as cyclic nucleotide-binding domain protein. The record is from RefSeq and is a predicted model, not a curated record. NCBI's taxonomy places the organism in Eukaryota, Ciliophora, Oligohymenophorea, Hymenostomatida, Tetrahymenidae. The transcript has a single exon.